Ixodes scapularis (black-legged tick) is the source of this 468-nucleotide messenger RNA. RefSeq lists its product as uncharacterized. The record is from RefSeq and is a predicted model, not a curated record. The coding region runs from base 1 to 468 and encodes 155 amino acids. The transcript has 2 exons. NCBI's taxonomy places the organism in Eukaryota, Metazoa, Arthropoda, Arachnida, Ixodida, Ixodidae.
AUGAAGCUCCAGAUGCUCCUGAGCCUUUGCACCUUGGCUCUAAUCCCGCUGCUGCUGAGCAUCGAGGCCCGCAGCGUGGAGCCUUCCAAAGAGCGCAGCGAAGGCCGGUCCCUGAGCAGCUCUCCGCGCAUGGGCAUGCUGUCCCGCUUCGAGCCCAUCAUCUCCAACAUGGUGGUCCCGUUCCUGGUGGCCACUGGGGUAGUGAGCCUGGUGCGAAUGGUGCCCUCGGUGGUCUCGCAGAUCCCCAACGUGUUCGGCUUUGCCAAGCGGCAUGGCUACGCCGAACUGCCCAGGGAGGUGCUUGAGCUCAUGCAGAUGCUUGACGGAGCGCAAGUGAAGUACGACCUGACGACGCAUCCCUUGCCUCAGCAGCAGCAUCAGACCAGCAGCCAGAGGUAUCCCCACUACCAGCAGCAGCAGAUCUUCAAGGCCGCGGCCGCUGCCAAGCCUUCCACCCAGCAAGGAUAA